CGGGGUUUUCAGUUUGCCCGCGCGUUUCGUGCUGAAUGGACCGAGUUUCGUUUUUUUUCGGUUCAGCUCGGAGACAAAGAUACGCGACGCGAAGCCCAAAAGUAGAAGGUAGCAGCUGCAUAUUUAGAAAGUAUACAGAUUUUCCGACCACCAGAGAAACCCGAAAAAGAAAAGAUUUAAAAUCAUUAAGAAGCAUCUUCACUUCCCGAAACAAUCUUCGUCGCAGCAGCGCAGCAGCAACAGAGUGCCGAAUUUGGUGGUGUUUUCCACAUCAGUAAUGUAAUGGGAGAAUCGGUGUAAUUUUCAGGCAGCCGUUGUACUGGGUAGGUGGUACAUGAAGACGGAAACAACAAGAAUUAUGACCAGGUAAAACGGAGUCUAAAGGCGCGCGCGCAGCGAACCAAGUGCACAAUAAUCAUCUGAAAUCAUCAUCAGAAUCUUAACUGUUAAACGUAUUCUCUGGUGUCUUGUGGCUUGUAUCUUGUGUGGCACACUCCGUACAGUGACCUUGGGGGAUCGACGAAGCGCACCAGAGAGAGAGGAACGGUUAAAAAUACCCGUUAAACCGGCGAUGGACCGGAGUGGACUUUUCAGUCAAUCAUCUACGGGUUGUUGAACAUAAGUUUCGGCAGCAGCUCAUCGAUCGAUACCGGAGAAGGUGCGCGCACAGUAGUGAUAAAGGCAUGUCCGAGAUUGCGGGUGGUCGACGACAGCCCGAUUAUUUCGUCGGAACUGACGGGAUUCCCCGGUCAGCUGUGUUGAUAGGUUUUCUCGCUGCUGAUGGUAGUAGGAGUUCAAAAACCAUGGAUAAUAAUAAUACUCGUCGAUCAAGUGCGGCCGGAACGGAUCCGCUCAAAAGGAACAAAUGUUUGUACAACGAUUCAGUGAAAAGUUUGAACAACAGUGUGACGACGACUGGCCGUGUAGGAAAUCCGGCCUUCCGUAACGGUAGCUUAAAUCUCGAUGAUAGUGAUAACAGAAGUACGAUAAGGUAUCAAAUCGGUGGCAUCAAAUCGCUUCCAUCCAGUAGCAUUAGCAGCAGCAAUAUCAAUCAUAAUAGCCAAUCGUCAGCCAGUGGAUUAUUCGGCAAUGGCCCUAACAGUGGGAACCAUAUUAGGAGAUUCAGUCCGAGUUAUAGUAGCACCAGCAACAACUGUACAAUUCUCAAUCCUAGAACCGCCGGUGAUCGACCAGUGAGUGCAGCGACGGGCAUCAUCAGGAGCAGGAAUGUGCCGCCUGCACCGAUUAGAAGUAAUAAUGUCACUAGUUAUAGUAAGGACUCUUACACGGCUGCGGUCAAACGGCCGUUAUUAGAAAACCGGUCCCAGCGAAAGACUUCGAACAGUAUCAGUUCAUCUGACGCAACUAGUAUUAGCAGUUCAACAACAGUAUCGGCUGCAGCUGAUUGGAAUCGACAUCAUGAAUCGGCGGCCAUCUACCGUGGUAGAUACGACUACGGCAGCAAUCAUCAUCGUUUGGCGGGACCAUGUAGCAGAUUUGCAACGGCCACGGGAUGUCAAAAAUCACCCUCACCCUCGAAAGACAACCGACUGAACUACCAGCGGGCCUACGACCGGAGCAUCUUUGGCUACAAUCGAUUGGAUCAGCUGGUGCUGCCACCGUUACAAAUUUAAUUACCCUAACAAUACGCAUUAUCAUGCACGUGUUCCAUUUUCGAAAUUCCAUUCGUCAGACUUAAACUCGCGGAACCCAAUAUGAGAAGAAGAAGUAGUGAUAAAAAUAUAAGUACCUACCCCUGUGUAUGUAUAAAG
Uranotaenia lowii is the source of this 1772-nucleotide messenger RNA. RefSeq lists its product as uncharacterized. The record is from RefSeq and is a predicted model, not a curated record. Bases 684 to 1634 code for a protein of 316 amino acids. The transcript has 3 exons. Lineage: Eukaryota; Metazoa; Arthropoda; Insecta; Diptera; Culicidae.